AGAGCCGAUCGGCUGGCGGGCGGCGGGAUCCGACGUCGGCGCUGGACCUGCUUGACUGAACCUAGCGUCGCGCUGGUGACCGGGGCUGCGCGGCCCGGGUUCACGGUCGGGUCGCUCAGGAGAGCAGGAACUAGCGGCGGCCGGCCGCACGGGCAGGAUGGGGAACAGGGAGAUGGAGGAGCUGAUACCUCUGGUGAACCGUCUGCAGGACGCCUUCUCGGCGCUGGGACAGAGCUGCCUGCUGGAGCUGCCGCAGAUCGCCGUGGUGGGCGGCCAGAGCGCCGGCAAGAGCUCGGUGCUCGAGAACUUCGUGGGCAGGGACUUUCUCCCUCGAGGGUCAGGCAUUGUAACGAGACGGCCUCUUGUACUGCAACUUGUUACUUCCAAAGCAGAAUAUGCUGAAUUUCUACAUUGCAAAGGGAAAAAAUUUACAGAUUUUGAUGAAGUUCGCCAUGAGAUUGAAGCUGAAACAGAUCGAGUGACUGGAAUGAAUAAAGGCAUUUCAUCCAUACCCAUUAAUUUACGAGUGUAUUCUCCACAUGUGUUAAACCUAACCCUUAUUGACCUACCUGGAAUUACUAAAGUGCCUGUGGGAGAUCAACCACCAGAUAUUGAGUAUCAGAUCAGAGAAAUGAUUAUGCAGUUCAUUACCAGGGAGAAUUGUCUGAUUUUGGCUGUUACCCCAGCCAACACCGAUCUUGCCAACUCAGAUGCAUUGAAGCUAGCUAAAGAAGUUGAUCCUCAAGGUCUGAGAACCAUUGGAGUCAUCACCAAGCUGGAUCUUAUGGAUGAAGGAACAGAUGCCAGGGAUGUUUUAGAGAACAAGCUGCUGCCUCUACGCAGGGGUUAUGUGGGGGUGGUAAACAGAAGUCAGAAGGACAUAGACGGGAAGAAGGACAUUAAAGCUGCCAUGUUGGCAGAAAGGAAAUUUUUUCUUUCGCACCCGGCUUACAGACACAUUGCUGAUCGAAUGGGGACCCCACACUUGCAGAAGGUCCUGAAUCAGCAACUCACCAACCACAUUCGAGAUACCUUGCCAAAUUUCAGGAACAAACUACAGGGACAGUUGCUCUCCAUAGAACAUGAGGUAGAAGCCUACAAAAACUUCAAGCCAGAAGACCCCACCAGGAAGACCAAAGCCUUGCUGCAGAUGGUUCAGCAGUUUGCUGUGGACUUUGAGAAGAGAAUUGAAGGGUCGGGGGAUCAAGUCGAUACUCUGGAACUCUCGGGGGGUGCUAAAAUCAAUCGUAUUUUCCAUGAACGCUUUCCUUUUGAAAUAGUAAAGAUGGAGUUCAAUGAGAAAGAAUUACGAAGAGAAAUAAGCUAUGCAAUCAAAAACAUACAUGGUAUCAGGACAGGAUUGUUUACUCCAGACAUGGCAUUUGAAGCAAUUGUCAAAAAACAAAUUGUAAAGCUGAAAGGGCCUUCCUUGAAGAGUGUAGAUCUGGUAAUGCAAGAAUUAAUCAACACUGUCAAGAAGUGUACCAAAAAAUUGGCAAAUUUUCCCAGACUCUGCGAGGAAACAGAGAGGAUUGUUGCUAACCACAUCCGUGAGCGAGAAGGGAAGACAAAGGACCAGGUGCUGUUGUUGAUUGACAUCCAAGUCUCCUAUAUCAACACCAAUCAUGAAGAUUUCAUUGGCUUUGCAAAUGCUCAGCAGAGGAGCAGUCAGGUUCACAAGAAAAACACAAUUGGAAAUCAGGGAACCAAUCUUCCGCCUUCAAGGCAAAUUGUGAUUCGCAAAGGGUGGUUAACCAUCAGCAAUAUUGGCAUCAUGAAAGGAGGAUCUAAAGGAUACUGGUUUGUCCUUACUGCUGAAAGCUUGUCCUGGUAUAAAGAUGAUGAGGAAAAAGAAAAGAAGUACAUGCUCCCCUUGGACAACCUGAAAGUUCGGGAUGUGGAAAAGAGCUUUAUGUCUAGCAAGCACAUCUUUGCACUCUUUAACACAGAACAAAGGAAUGUAUACAAAGACUAUCGCUUCCUUGAGCUGGCUUGCGAUUCACAGGAGGACGUGGACAGCUGGAAGGCAUCGCUACUAAGAGCUGGGGUUUAUCCUGAUAAGUCUUUAACUGACAAUGAUGAGAAUGGCCAAGCAGAAAACUUUUCCAUGGACCCACAGCUGGAGAGGCAAGUGGAGACCAUUCGCAACCUUGUAGACUCCUACAUGUCUAUCAUCAACAAGUGUAUCCGAGAUCUGAUUCCAAAAACGAUAAUGCACCUUAUGAUCAAUAAUGUUAAAGACUUCAUAAAUUCAGAGCUCCUAGCACAGUUGUAUUCUUCAGAGGACCAAAAUACUCUGAUGGAGGAAUCUGCUGAGCAGGCUCAGCGCAGAGACGAGAUGCUGCGAAUGUACCAAGCCCUGAAAGAAGCCCUUGUGAUCAUUGGCGACAUCAACACUGCCACCACCUUCACCCCUGCACCACCUCCUGUGGACGACUCCUGGAUACAGCACACCCGCAGGUCACCCCCUCCAAGUCCCACCACCCAAAGGAGGCCGACACUGAGCGCUCCUCUCCCUCGGCCUACAUCUGGCCGCGGGCCUGCUCCAGCCAUCCCCUCUCCCGGCCCCCACUCAGGGGCUCCCCCAGUUCCUUUCCGGCCUGGCCCAUUACCCCCUUUUCCCAACAGCAGCGACUCCUUUGGAGCCCCUCCACAAGUUCCCUCUCGGCCCACAAGGGCCCCACCCAGUGUCCCGAGCCGGAGACCACCCCCAUCACCAACUCGUCCCACUAUAAUACGUCCACUAGAAUCCUCCCUGUUAGACUAAAACGAAGUGUCUGGCAUGGCAAUUAAUUACUAAUGAGUUAUGCGAAAGCAACACAUUUGAUAAGCGCUGCAGUAAAUCAUGAGUGUCGCAUGUGGGACAUCAGUAGGCAAGUAACCCGUUUCACUAAUGCGUUCAUCACUCAUCUCCAUUGCUCAUGAUGUGUCAGACCUCGGGGGUUUGACUCUUGAAAACUGCUGAACCAUCAAGGCUUUCUAGUUGAAUUGACCAAGGUAGGUUUGUACCGCAACCCUACACUUUGGGGAACAUUUGCCUACUUGGGCAUAUGUUUGGAGUUGCUUUGGGCAAGCUUCCCCGGUUACCAUCAGGUAACCUAUUAAAUAUAAUUUUUCAGUGAUAUGAGGUGGUGGGCUUGCAUCAACUAAGCCAUAAGUAUUCUCCCACAUUCCACUUUGGCCGACAGAAAUUAUGUUGGCUAUUACUAAAGUUUCUGCCUGCCCCAUGAUUACCUAUGUAUUAGUUACUUUCUCCUUCCUUUUUAUUUCAGGAGACUGCUAGGAAGUGAUAUUUUUAAAUUAGGAUUCCUUAAGAUUAAACUUUUCCAGAAGCACAAGGUAGUUUACAAAGGAAAAGUUAAUGCGUUGCUCGCUCUAGAGAGCUUCUCAUGCAAAUACGUUUUUGCUUCAUGCUAGAAGCAUAUUGAACAGCGAGUUGAAACAUUGUUUUGGUUUUUUUUUUUUUUUUUUUUUGGUACUCUGUCGGUUUGGCUAAUUAGCUUCAGAGUUCAAGGAAGAAGCAAAACAUCACAUCUCUGAAAGUAUCUGGGAAAAAUGUAAUUUCUUUAUUCACUCACAUUUUCAGCUUCUUGUAGUUACAGUGAAGGCUGACACAGAAAAUAUUUAACUUUUCAUAAUGAUCUAAUUUUAUGCAUGACUAACUACACUUUGACACUAACUCCAGUUUAUUUAAUUUAUUUGAUUGGAGCAAAAGUAUUUCUCUUUCCAUGCUAAUAUGUAAUUCCCUUAUGUAAAAAGUUAUCCUCCCUUUAAAACAGGCAUAAUAUAACUUUUUCUCCACUCUAGACUUUCUUAAUAAAUCUUGAGCCUGACCAUAGUAAGGCAAACCUAUUUAAAGAAUGGGACCUGGAAUGGAAAGAAAAGUCAUCUAGUAGAGACGCCGUGAUUUAAAAGCAGAGCUAUGGGUUGUACAGUUGUACAGCUUCAGGUCUUCAUCCAGGUCAUUCCUGAGACCAGCAUUAAGACAGACGAAAGCAAAUUGGUAAUUUCUAACAUUUCCAAAAUUUACAAAAGCAGUUUAGCCAGGGGGUUAAUAGUUCAGCCUUGAGACUGAGUUUUGGACUACCUAGCACCGGGCGAUUAGCAUGUAGGAAACAGCCAGAAGCCAAGAGGGAUUUUGUCUGCUAACUGUUCCCAGACAGCAGACCAAGCACUCACUGAGCAGCGGCGUCCCAUGACGCUGGUUCAUAUUGUACAGAAGUACUUCAGGUUUCACCAACAGGAAUGUCUCCCUUUGAAAGCAGCAAACAUGAUUUGUAUGUUAACUUUAAUUUCCUGUGCAGUUUAUACCCACAGCAGACACCCAUAAAGUAUGAAUUAAAAGCUUUUAACCAUUAUUAAAAAGAGAACUUGCCAAGUUGAAUGGCAUUGUAUUGAACCUACUCUAAAGGGUUGUAACUAGCCCACUUAUCAUAGGCAAAAAUCAGAGAAUACAAGAUUUAUAAAGGAGCACUUCACCUUUUAAGUUAGAAGUGAUUUUAUAAAGAACACCACCCUGAAUCACCUCAUAUAUUAUUUUUCUCAUUGGAGGAAAUAAAAUUGAAUCUUUGAGAAUGGAAUGGAUGUGCAAGAUACAUACUGCAUUUUAAAACAGGCUCGCAGCUAAGUGGAAAUAUGUUAAGUAAACAUCUAGAGUAAAAUGAAAAAUAUACAGUGAGAUCUUUCAUACAAUUCUCUCUUUUUUAGGAUUCCCUUUGCUUCUUCCUUUGAGUUCUCUAAAAUAGGCAGCUAAUGGAAUAUAUACUUCAGGGUUUGGCUUUGUGCUAAAUGUGGUUUUGCGUUUUGCUGUAUUUCAAAAUUUCCUUCUGUUAAAGGAAAAUAUUUUGGAUAACCACUGGGGCAUUCUUAGAUCAGCACAAACCAUGUCAAAGAAAACUGGAGAUUUUUUUUUCCAAGUUUCUUUCCACUGACCUUAUGCAGUCAUAAACAGUGGCAUUUGUCAUCUUUGGCUUUUGCUCUCAGAUUGUAGUCCCACAGUUUCAUUGUCCCAUUCGUCUCUCUUUGUGGUGCAUUUUUGUUCUCUUUUACCUCCAAGUUAUUUCUAGUAGAACCCAGCUUCCCCAGGGAAUGCAGCAAUCAUUUUGGAGAAUAUUUUCAGUUUGCUGCAGUCCUCUAUCAUAGUAAUAGUAUGAGUCUCAUUUCCCAAAGGAUUUGCAUCCUGCUAAAAGGAGAUGUCGGUGUGAAUGAAGAUGGAAGAUCUAAGAUAUGUGUAGUUUGAAGUGCAGCAUUCAUAUAAGGGCUUACGACAGGAAUGUAGCUUAUUGAAUUUUCUAAGCAUAUCCUGUGUCACUUCUAUUCUUUGGUGUGACUUCCUCUUAACUGAUUUCUCUGAUGUUAGCUACAUAAUUAAUGUAGCCUCAUCAUGUCUAGUAUAAUAAAACAAUACAUAGAGUGUUCUUAGGAUUUGGAAUAAUAAAGUAUAUGUAUUUAUUUGCCAGGUCAAUCUAUUUUAUUGUCACAUGCUACAUCUUGCAUGCAUAUUGACUAUUUGGAAUAGCCAUUUAUUUCAUUGUGGACAGAUUAUUGAACUAGUAUUGAUUUAGAACUGAUAUAUUGAAUUUCUGGGAAUCACCUACCAAGAUAACUCUCCUAAAUAUUGCUUUUAGCUGUGUUUGUAACAUAGAAGAGCAAUAGGGUCUGUUUAUUAGCAAAUUGCCUAGGUGUUCAGAUACAAACUCAUUGUAUUCCAAAACAUUACAAUGAAAUGUUUUGUGAUAUAAAAAUCUUCUGAAGUUAGAAUUUAAAAGUAGCCAUAUAGAUUAAUUUUGACAUUUGACUAUAGACUGUAGCCAUAAUUCUCAAAUAUUAAAUGGGACCUAAUACCAGUAUGUGAUAAAUGUUCACAUUUUCUAUGCAUGUGUCUCUGUGUAUACAAUAUAUGCAUAGUAAAUUCAUUCCUGUAAGUAUAUGUAUGCCCCUUUGGGUAGGUAGGUUUAAAAACACUUGUUAAAAUGCCACAAGCAUGCAUCUAAGUGUAUGUGCUUUGUAUAUAUAUGUAUAUGUAUGGGUAUGAAUAUGUAUACAUGUGGUUUGUAUCUGUGAGUAUUGAUAUAUUUUUAAAAUUGUGCUAAUAACAAGAAGUAGCUUUGGAAGAUCUGCCAUAACAUCAUAACAGUGGUUCAUUUCUGAUAGUGUACAUGAGAUGUACAAAAUUUUCCACAGAUAGUAUUCAUCUGAGAGGCACAAAGCUCAGAAUUACCAUGACAAUAAGGUAGAGCAAAAUCCACAGGCAUUUGUAUCUAAAGCCACAGUACUGCUAAGAAGAAAUUGCCUCUGACACUAGAAUUUGAUAAGAAGUAUAAAAUCUAGGAACUCACCUUUAAGUUCUCUGAUUAGAAUGAUUAAUUAUUCUUGGAUUGCUAAAUUGAAUCAUAAAAAGCUAAUCUGGUCUAGACAGUCAUUUUUUCUCUGUGGUAAAUGUCAAAAAAGUAAAAUAGAGGAAUACAGUAAUGUAAUCAAUGUUGUGGAUUGUUCUGAGUAAAGUUUCUAAAACUCGAAGGACAGCAUUACUUAAUGCCAUGGAGGUAGAUCAUCCAUUGACUCUUACAGGUAAAGAUUUUUCAUUUUGCAAACUGUAUUUGAAUUUGACACCAUUUGAAAAUGACAGAUAUCUCCAUUACAUUCAGAUUUAAAACUUGCUAGUAGGUCUCUGAAGUGUAGAACUUGAUGAUAUAAGAUAAUAUAUGAAACUCAAGCCAUGAGUUUUGUAUCAUUUCACCAAGAGGACUGCUAGCUGGGAACUCAGAGUUUAAUGUGAAUGAAGAGAUUUUAGAGAAACAAUGAUUAGGUCACUAGAUUACUUAAUUCUUUCUUAAAACCUCGAAGUUGUCUUCUAGAAAAUUUUAAGUCAUCCUGUCUAGUUGGCAUGUUUAAAAUUAUGUGGUGCUCUGUAUUGUGAAAUUAAGAUAUUUUGAGGUAUAUGUAGCAUAUGCAUGCUAUUUGUAUAUAGAUGUAAGAACGUGUGUGUGUGAGAGCAAGAGAGAGGAAACUCAAGGAAGAGUCUCCCGUUUAAGAUUUGUUCAUACUGGUAUAUUGGUGACAAUUCUUACCUCUUGGGUAUGGGGUUUUAUACAUGACUCAGCUCAAGGCAUUUCUUUUUAAUUUUCACCCUUGAGUUCCUUAAACUUUGCUCAUUAUAUAAUGUUUUUAAAAAUGAUGAUAAAAUUACUCUGUCUAACUUCUUGUAUUGUCUGUUGCCAAUUUGAUAAAAUUAUUCCUCCCAACCAGAAAUUCUACCAUUACUUGAUUUGUGUUUAAUUUUAUAUGUACAGCCUGGCUUGCUUGUAUGUUUCUUUUCUAUCCCUUUUCUGAAUCAAAUUCCUCUUUUACUUUUUGUAUGAAGAAAGGGUAUACAAAAGCAAAAAUCUUGUCAUCUCUGUUGAUUCCUUAAUGAAUUUGGGCCAGAAUACUUUCCACUGUCUUGGCACUUUCAGGAUUUCUUAAUGCUGAUUUACAGAUGGACUCUGUGAGUGGAGUUUUUGAAGCAAGUUCCUAAAGCCUGUAUCAUUCUUGAAAGUCACAUGUACCUGUUGUGAAAAUGUGAUGCUGUAUUUCUGAACCUGAAAUAAACUAUAACAUUUGAAGGACUCCCCCUUCCUCAUUCUUGUAUAUAUUUGAGUCAUGUCCGUGCAUUUCAGAAAGACGUGAGAGUUGUAAAACUUGUAACUCUUUUGAUCAAAUUGGCCCUGAAAUGCCAAUAUAGAGGAUGGUAGCAUUUGGUAUUAGUGUCAUUAAUUUGGGGAAGGGUAAGAUUUUUGAAGGAAGCAAACUGGACAGAUCAAAGGCAGGAGAAUGGAAGACAUUUUACUCCUGAUUUGAAAUCAUUGCUGACUAGGUUAAAAAAGGACCCCAACCUUCUUACACCUGAAGGGGGUGGUAUAACACUUGCCAAGAGAACUGUAACAUUUGGCCAUUGAUAAGGAAGUGUUCAUGAAAAACCCUAAGAAGUAGAAGGAGGAAGGCUGCUCUGCUGAAAUGUUAGGUCCACAGAAGGCAUUUCUUACAGAGAAUAAUUGGGUCUCCGUGUAUAUUCUUUAGGGAUUAGGGGGAGAAAUGACUGCUUUCACUGUCCCUAAUAUUAAGAGAAUUGAAGUGUUCAGUAGUUGCAUACACUCUUAUCCUGAGUUUCCAGAAAAUAGAGAAAGACUCUUCUGUUAAAAUGGUAAUACAUUCAGACUCCCAGAUGGUGCAUCCAAAAGCAGAAAACAAUAGGGAAUGAAAUCAGGGAAAGGAUGUUGGUUUAUUCUCGCUCUGUGUUCAGGACACACUCAUUGUGAAAAGAUGCAUUGGUAAGAUUUGUGUAAGCUCAUGCUUUCCCAUUGUAAUUUCUUUCUCAUCUGUAUAUCUUCUGUCAGUAAAGUCAUACAUCUUCAAAGAAAACAUCUUAUUGGAAGAGAGAGACAGGAUGAGAAUGUGCUGUCCACUUGUGUUGUAUUUUGUGUGGGUAUAUGAAUGUAUAUUUCACUGCAUGAUUCUAUAUUCAGACAUUUCUAAUGGAAAUCGCCAAAAUUAAAGGAACUUAUUCAACUAUGUGGCACAUUUCCAUUUGUAUUUUUAAAAUUGUUCUGGCAUCAUUAUAGAUGUCUGUUCAAUUUGUUUUCUCAAUUCUGUUCUUCUGCUGGGAUCUUUACAUUUCAUACUGAAAAACAGAUCUGCUGUUUGGGCUAGAUGGACCUCAUCUCCCACUUCCUAGUGGCAUUCCCACUUUUAAGAUCACUGGUUGGUGUUCUUUCGCCCUGGGGCAACCUAAUAAUUGGAAUGCAUGCAAGAGAUGUUGGCAAAACCACAACCUUAAUUCAAUGUUCCUCAAAGUGCAUUCCAUGAGAUCUUAAUGUUUUACACACACAUACACCAAAGUUUUCUUGAUUAAAUAUACUUGGAAAUGAUGACUAAAAACAACAUGAUUCUUUAUAGAAGUUUUAUUAUCAGAUUGCACUGUGAAUCUCCCAGAGAAGAGUAUCUGUGUUUCUCAGACUUUUUGACCAUCCAUACUUUGUUCAGGGAGCACCUUAGAGGACUGUUGUUUGGAACCGCAUACCUUAGGAAAGUGCUUCAUUGGUGGUGGCGGGAGAAGGUACUGAGAGUGACUAUCCCAGCAUGCACUGUCGCUAGCACAAAGUUGGAUGAAGUCAAGCUAUCAGACCUCUCAAGGCAGGAGUCUUCUGGCACUUUGGUGCUUUGUCACAGGGUCUGAUCCAAGGAGGAAGGUCAUAUGGGAACACAGGCACAAAAGCUGACUAGGGACAGACAUGCAGAGAGUCUUAGUGAACUUUUGGAGGGUUUAGAUAAUUUUAAAUAUUUUCUCUCUCAUGCUAAAACACACACACACAUACACACACACACAAACCACACACACAAAGGAACACCUUUAAAUGAAUCACAUUACCCCCAGUAUGUUAUAAAGGAAGGAAUCCAUAAUGAUGUAAAAUUAAAGCUCACCAGAGAAAAACUGAGAGUCCUAUUCUUCCUGUCUUUCUUGUCUCAUUUUCCCAAGCCUUUACGCUCUGGGACCUUAGGUUACCUGAAUGAUGGGUGAAGAAAGCAAGCAGGAAAUGUUUGUGAGAUUGUAGCAGAAAAGAUUUAUAUGAAAGACCUUCUGAGGGACCUCGCCUAAGAAAUGUUAUCAUAAGACCAGAUUGCAGUAUUGAGGGAGAGCCAAGAGAAUGUGGGCAAUUCAUCAUUAUUAUUAAUAACUGAGUCAUUUAUAUAUAUAUGAAUUAUGCCCAUACACCAUACCCAGUAUUCCCUGCCUCUUUAUCUUCCUGUUUUGACCAAACAAUUCUACUAUGAAGUAAUUUUUCCAAAAGCUUAAGAAAGCAUUGCCUGAAAUUAUAAUCUCAAUGAGAUAGAUUUGCUUUAUGAUAAAUAUUAGUAUAAUGAAUGAGCUUUAAAACUUAUUAGCAACUCAGUAUUCCAACUCAGCACCGCAGCUUUCCUGUUGGAAGUGGCAGUAGUUUGAGCUACCUUGGUAGCAUUUCAGAUUAAAAGACCAAAUAUUUUCAGCUCUUGCCAUUAAACACGUCAGUGUUAUGUAAUAAUAUAAAAAAUUCGGGGGGGGGUGGAAACAGUAAAAAUCCAAUUGCCGGGAUCCACGAUAGAAUGAACUCUGAGCCACUACACGGUGUCAUCCACAGCAGUGCUUUUGUGAGGAGAGGAAAUUUAGCUACAUAGGGAGUAAGUGAAAAGAAGAAAGUGGCUGUCUGAGGGGCUACGUGUCACUCCGAUGUCUGAAGCAAACAGUCCAGCUGUCGGUGAAAUAUGUUCUGAGACAUAAAGUUUCUGAUCCUGUUUCUGGAUUAGAACACCAAACAGGAAAGUGCUUUGGCAUCUGCUAACAGAAUGUCCCUUCAGCACUGUGGACUUGUGUUCAGUUUAAUGCCUCACCUCCCCACCCUGCUGAGGUAAUUAAAGUGUUCCAAAGCCCCUUCAGAACUCAAAAAUAGUUUCUGUUUGCCGGGCAGGUGAUAAAUCUCAUUGAGCCUGACAGGAAUUUAAUUACACUUUCUUCAUGAAAACACCAGGGAUACCCAUUACCUGGAUCUCUACAGCUAAAGGCUUGCAGACCCCCCGCAGUUGAAAGGUUACGUACCAAUAACAAGUUCUCCAUCAUUUAAAUGGAUGGGAGGCCUCCUUAGGGUAGCCAGCUUAAAUCAGACCAAAGAAAAAUUGGUCUUAGACUUUGGGGAAAGUGAGAUCGUUGUUUACCACUGCUCAGAAAUAGCCCAGUCGGUUUGGCUCCAUUAAUAUCUCAUUGAAGAUGAAAAAGAAGUUUGUUUUUGUUU
Molecule: messenger RNA, 10802 nt
Organism: Talpa occidentalis (Iberian mole)
Lineage: Eukaryota; Metazoa; Chordata; Mammalia; Eulipotyphla; Talpidae
Gene: DNM3
Product: dynamin 3
Exons: 21
Coding region: 158-2767 (869 amino acids)
Cellular component (GO): membrane; microtubule; cytoplasm
Molecular function (GO): GTPase activity; GTP binding; microtubule binding
Source: RefSeq, a predicted model, not a curated record